UCCGCUUCCGGUGAGCCUGAGGUCCGCCCUCUGUGAAAUGCUGAGGUUUGCUGGAGAGCUGUUGAUUAUGUUGACUCACACGUGUUAAGGGCUUUUUGUUUUGUUUUUCAAGAGACUUAAAUCAAAUACGCGUUUAUCGACCUCCUUGUUUAAUGUGAGUUCGCUCAGUUUCUGACAGACUCGUCUGGACUCUUCUAUCGUUUGUGUUUGUUCGUUUAUAAACUCCAUCAGCAGCGCUAGCAGCUAACAGUAACACACCGGUCUGCUCUCAUCUAAGGGUCACUGCACACUGAAAUGUGACAAGAGCCGAGUUUACACAGACACUAAACCUGCUCUUGAACUCAGCAAACCGGAUUUCUCUCAUUUACGCGCUUUUCGUCCACGAAACCGUCAUGGGAGCUUACUUGUCUCAGCCCAGCACGGAGAAGACCACAGGCGACGGCGGGAGCGAGAGCAUGAGCUUCGGCUUCGCGGCCAUGCAGGGCUGGAGGGUGUCUAUGGAGGACGCGCACAACUGCAUCCCGGAGCUGGAUGAGGAAACCGCGAUGUUUGCGGUCUAUGAUGGUCAUGGAGGUGAAGAGGUGGCUUUGUAUUGCUCCAAGUAUUUACCUGACAUCAUUAAAGAGCAGAAGGCGUAUAAGGAUGGCAAACUCCAAAAGGCUCUGGAAGAUGCCUUCCUGGCUAUAGAUGCCCGAAUCACCACACAGGAAGUCAUCAAGGAACUGGUUCAGAUAGCUGGACGCCCUCAGGGUGAAACCGAAAAAGUAGCAGAUGAAGAUGAUGUUGAUAAUGAAGAAGCAGCUCUGCUGCAUGAAGAGGCCACCAUGACAAUUGAGGAGCUGCUUAGCCGCUUCGGACAGAACCAAAACAAAAAUGCCAAAAAGCAGUCUCCCGGUGCCUCUAAAGAGUCUGAGGAUGAAGAGAGAUCUCAUGCAGAGAAGGCAGUCAAUGGUGAGACGGGAAGCAGGGCGUCCGAAGCUGACAGCAAUGGGAAGAAGGCAGCCGGUGCUGGAGAUGCAGCCGCAGGCUCCAAGAUGAGGGCCUGCAGACGGGCGGCUGCGUCUGCGUUCGCUGGGGGCUCUGCUUCUGGUGGGUCCACUGGGGAUGCUGGGCCUUCCUGCUCCUCAUCUGCCGCUCCUGCUCCAGGAAGUGCCAAGUCCAAGUUCUUCGAGGACAGUGAAGAGUCCGAGGAGGGAGAAGAUGAAGAGGAUGGUAGUGAGGAAGAGGACUGCAGUGAGGAGGACGGUGAGAACAGCAGUGAGAACGAUGAAGAGGAUGACACAGAAGAGGGAGAGGAAGAGGAUACCGAUGAAGAGGAGGAAAUGUGCUUGCCAGGCAUGGACGGCAAAGAGGAGCCAGGUUCAGACAGUGGCACCACAGCUGUAGUUGCUCUUAUUCGUGGGAAGCAGCUCAUCGUGGCCAACGCUGGAGACUCCAGGUGUGUGGUGUCUGAAAAGGGAAAGGCGGUGGACAUGUCCUAUGACCACAAGCCAGAGGACGAGCUGGAGCUGAGCAGGAUCAAGAAUGCUGGAGGGAAGGUGACGAUGGACGGCCGCGUCAAUGGAGGCCUGAACCUCUCCAGAGCGAUUGGUGAUCACUUUUAUAAAAGGAACAAGGCUCUUCCCCCGGAGGAACAGAUGAUCUCUGCUCUACCUGAUGUCAAAGUGCUGACUCUCAACGAAGACCACGAGUUUAUGGUUAUCGCCUGUGAUGGCAUCUGGAAUGUGAUGAGCAGUCAAGAAGUGGUGGACUUUGUAAAUGAGAGGUUAAAAACGGAGGCUGGUCAAAACAGACCCCUGUCUGCCAUCAUUGAAGAGCUGCUGGACCACUGCUUAGCGCCAGACACCUCGGGAGACGGCACAGGAUGUGACAACAUGACCUGUAUAAUCAUCACCUUCCCCCCACACCUUGGGAGCAACCGAGGCGAGAGCAGCAAGAAGCGAAAGCCAGAGGAAAGCGCAGAGGAGGAAAACGGCAACGACAGCAAAAAACCCAAAACUGAAUAGAAGUGCCGUUGUUGAAUGCGCUGGUCAUUUUCAGGACACUUUCCCGUUUGAAUACAGACCACUGGGAACGUUUUAAGGAUCGCUCCACAAGAAAGAGCGUUUUAGUUUUAAACAAUUCAAAGACGCAAGCCACUAGAACGGUUAACCCAGACCUGAUUUGUCCCGUAGUUGAUAAUUGAAUAAACAAAGCGCAGUAUGGUAGCAGAGAUGACACACA
Messenger RNA from Carassius carassius (crucian carp), 2223 nucleotides. RefSeq names its product protein phosphatase 1G-like. The coding region runs from base 393 to 2006 and encodes 537 amino acids. The transcript has 10 exons. Gene Ontology annotation, molecular function: cation binding; protein serine/threonine phosphatase activity. Gene Ontology annotation, cellular component: nucleoplasm. Gene Ontology annotation, biological process: protein dephosphorylation. The record is from RefSeq and is a predicted model, not a curated record. NCBI's taxonomy places the organism in Eukaryota, Metazoa, Chordata, Actinopteri, Cypriniformes, Cyprinidae.